Molecule: messenger RNA, 366 nt
Organism: Diaporthe amygdali
Lineage: Eukaryota; Fungi; Ascomycota; Sordariomycetes; Diaporthales; Diaporthaceae
Exons: 3
Coding region: 1-366 (121 amino acids)
Source: RefSeq, a predicted model, not a curated record
AUGGCUGGCGACAAGAGCAUGAUCCCGUCCAAUCAGCCGGAGAAGCUCAAUGAUAUCCUGAAGCAGGAGAAGCGCGACUAUGACUGCACGCCGUGGGGUACCGCGUUUCUUGGCCUCGCGGGCUACAGCUACGUCUCCGGCAUGAGCCAGCUUGAAAAGCAGCGCGCCGUCAUCCUGAAGAGCAACUCGUGGCUGGGCAUGCGUGGCCGGAAGAUGGGCAUUGGGGUUGAGGAUGCUGGUCGUCUGGCGCAGAGCUGCUUCACGGGCUGCCAAAGCGAAGAGCCCGAGGAGGUGUCGUCCAAAGCGGACCGUCCGCCAGCUGGGACCAGCUGCUGUCACGAUAAGAUAAGCAUAGAAUCGAACUGA